CGGUGCGCGGGCACAGCAGCCAGGCUGCCGGAGAGCAGAUCUCGGGAAUUCGGGUGCGGAGCCCUUGGCCUGGAGGCGAUAUGGGUGGUCCGCUGCCCGGUUCAGUCGCUCGCAACAGCCCGGGGAACAGGCCUGCCUGGCCCUGAAGCUGUGGAGCUUGGACGACCUGCCCUCUACGUGCUGGGCACCUGGAGGUGUCCCUCGAGAGCUCAGUUGUGAGGUUCAAGUCGGAGUGGCCAUGAAGGGGCUGCCUACUGGGCUGAUGCUGUGACCCUGGAGUCUGCCUUUCCUGCCAGUCCCCCUGCCCGGAACAUGUGGCUGCGGCUUGGCCUGCCCUCGCUGUCCCCGAGCCCCCAGCCCAGAGUUGGCCGGAGCCUGUGCCUCACCCUGUGGUUCCUCGGCUUGGUGCUGAGGGCCAGUACUCAGGCCCCAGCACCCACAGUCAAUACUCACUUUGGGAAGCUAAGGGGUGCCCGGGUACCAUUGCCCAGUGAGAUCCUGGGGCCUGUGGACCAAUACCUGGGGGUGCCCUACGCAGCUCCUCCGAUCGGCGAGAAACGCUUCCUGCCCCCUGAACCACCCCCGUCCUGGUCUGGCAUCCGGAACGCCACACACUUCCCCCCAGUGUGCCCCCAGAACAUCCACACAGCUGUACCCGAAGUCAUGCUGCCUGUCUGGUUCACUGCCAAUUUGGAUAUCGUCGCCACGUACAUCCAGGAGCCCAAUGAAGACUGCCUCUACCUGAAUGUCUAUGUGCCCACGGAGGAUGUAAAGCGGAUUUCCAAGGAAUGCGCCCGAAAGCCCAACAAGAAAAUUUGUAGGAAAGGAGGAUCCGGCGCUAAGAAACAGGGCGAGGACUUAGCCGAUAAUGACGGGGAUGAAGAUGAAGACAUCCGGGACAGUGGCGCUAAGCCCGUCAUGGUCUACAUCCAUGGAGGUUCUUACAUGGAAGGGACAGGCAACAUGAUUGAUGGCAGCGUCCUCGCCAGUUAUGGCAACGUCAUCGUCAUCACCCUCAACUAUCGGGUUGGGGUGCUAGGUUUCCUGAGCACUGGCGAUCAGGCUGCCAAAGGCAACUAUGGGCUCCUUGACCAAAUUCAGGCCCUCCGCUGGGUGAGCGAGAAUAUCGCCUUCUUCGGUGGUGAUCCCCGCCGUAUUACCGUCUUUGGCUCGGGCAUCGGCGCGUCCUGUGUCAGCCUCCUCACGUUGUCACAUCACUCUGAGGGGCUUUUUCAGAGGGCCAUCAUCCAAAGUGGUUCUGCUCUGUCCAGCUGGGCUGUGAACUACCAACCAGUGAAGUACACCAGCCUAUUGGCUGACAAGGUGGGCUGUAAUGUUCUAGAUACAGUGGAUAUGGUGGACUGUCUUCGGCAAAAGAGUGCCAAGGAGCUGGUGGAGCAAGACAUCCAGCCAGCCCGCUACCAUGUGGCCUUUGGCCCUGUGAUUGAUGGCGAUGUCAUUCCUGAUGACCCUGAGAUCCUCAUGGAACAGGGUGAGUUCCUCAACUACGACAUCAUGCUAGGUGUCAACCAGGGCGAGGGCCUCAAGUUCGUGGAAGGGGUGGUAGACCCCGAGGAUGGCGUCUCUGGCACUGACUUUGACUACUCAGUCUCCAACUUUGUGGACAAUCUGUAUGGAUAUCCUGAGGGUAAGGAUACCCUGCGGGAGACCAUCAAGUUCAUGUACACAGACUGGGCAGACCGUGACAACCCUGAGACCCGCCGUAAAACACUGGUGGCACUCUUCACUGACCACCAGUGGGUGGAGCCCUCGGUGGUGACAGCUGAUCUGCACGCCCGCUAUGGCUCACCGACUUACUUUUACGCCUUCUAUCAUCACUGCCAGAGCCUCAUGAAGCCUGCGUGGUCUGACGCAGCUCAUGGGGACGAAGUACCCUACGUUUUUGGUGUCCCAAUGGUGGGCCCCACUGACCUCUUCCCCUGUAACUUCUCCAAGAAUGACGUUAUGCUCAGUGCUGUUGUCAUGACCUACUGGACCAACUUUGCCAAGACCGGGGAUCCCAACAAGCCGGUCCCCCAGGACACCAAGUUCAUUCACACCAAGGCCAACCGCUUUGAGGAAGUGGCCUGGUCCAAAUACAAUCCCCGAGACCAGCUCUACCUUCACAUCGGGCUGAAACCGAGGGUCCGUGAUCAUUACCGGGCCACUAAGGUAGCCUUUUGGAAACACCUGGUGCCCCACCUGUACAACCUGCAUGACAUGUUCCACUAUACGUCCACAACCACCAAAGUGCCGCCCCCGGAUACCACCCACAGCUCCCAUAUCACCCGGAGGCCCAACGGCAAGACCUGGAGCACCAAGCGGCCAGCCAUUUCCCCUGCCUAUAGCAAUGAGAAUGCCCAAGGGUCCUGGAACGGGGACCAGGAUGCAGGGCCGCUCUUGGUGGAGAACCCUCGUGACUACUCCACUGAAUUAAGUGUCACCAUCGCCGUGGGGGCCUCCCUCCUCUUCCUUAACGUUCUGGCCUUCGCUGCCCUCUACUACCGUAAGGACAAGCGACGUCAGGAGCCCCUUCGACAGCCUAGCCCUCAGAGGGGAGCCGGGGCCCCCGAAUUGGGAGCUGCUCCUGAGGAGGAGCUGGCAGCAUUGCAGCUGGGCCCCACUCACCAUGAGUGUGAGGCUGGUCCCCCCCACGACACACUGCGCCUCACUGCGCUGCCUGACUACACGCUGACCCUGCGACGCUCCCCUGAUGACAUCCCACUCAUGACUCCCAACACCAUCACGAUGAUCCCCAACUCCCUGGUAGGGCUGCAGACGUUGCACCCCUAUAACACCUUUGCCGCGGGGUUCAACAGUACUGGGCUGCCCCACUCACACUCCACUACCAGGGUAUAGCUCCAGCCAGAGCACAGCCUGUCUCCUGCUCCCUCCCUCCCAGAUCCACAAACACGCACACACACACACACACACGCACACACACACACAGAGAGACAUAUAUGUAUACGCACGCAACCACACACAACAGACAGCAGACCCACCUGCACAAACAUAGACAGAUGUGGACACGUACCCGUAUGUACAAAUACACAAAUAAGGAAGUAAACCUGAACAAACCCUUCAAAUGGGGACGCAAAGGAGUCCUUGGGAAACCGAGGACCCAUGGAACAGCAGCUGAAGCCAGCUCCCUGAGCCUGACCACAGACACUCCUGGGGGCCCGAAAGCACCAGCUGGACACCCCCUUGGUGCUCGCCCUCUGCCUCCCUUGGAACUGCACCACCGACCAAUGCCAGACUUGGGAGCUUUAAAGAGCAGGGCAGCUCUUUCUCCCCAAGACUUGGUCUUUUUUCUGGGUUUUGCUUUUGUUGAUUUUUUAAAAAACAUUUUUGGAACAAAUGCUUCUCCAAUCUGUGAGUGCAAAGAGCUCUGGAAGGGAGGGCCCCAGGCCCAGGGCUCUCUGGCUCUGGAACCCCAGUACUCACAUGAUCUGACCAAGGAACAGGACCUCCAAGAAAGAAACAGAUUUGAGCAAGACCGCUGCGUGGAAGGAGGAAGGCGUGACCUCUGGACAGGAUUGGAGGGCCAUAGGGGAGAACUCUCCAGCCACCUCUGUGUCCCUGUGGGGGGCUGCAGACAUCACACGGUAGAUUUGGUGAACAAGGUUCUGUGGAGGCCAAGUCAUUAGCGGCCUCCCGGGUAUAAUCUGGGUUCUGCCUCUUCCCAUGGGGUAAUAGAAAUUCACCCCAUUUUCUUUACGGAGUCUCUUUUGUGUCUGUCAUCUCUCUUUCAAAAAGGCAUUGUUUUUUGUUGUUGUUGGCUUUUUUUUUUUUUUAAAGAAAAGUUCUUAAAACACUAACGGAAACCCAUGGAGUUUGUCCUUUGUAAAAAUUUUAAACACAGUGUCUUGAUAUAAAAAUAAAAAAUCCAGUUAGCACUCCCAACUCGCCUCCCUUGCACAGGCCUUGCCCCAACAGACUUCUCAGCUGGGUGCAGGCUAGGAAUCGCAGCCGGCGCCUGCCUCCUAUACCUUCAAGCUGGUACAAGUCUGGGCUGCGCUCUGCGGGACCCGCACUGAGGCCUCUCCAACCUUGUGCUGCCCUCACCCUGCCCCCCCAAGGCUCUGGGUUCCUGAAGCUGAAGCCUUAUCUCAACACCUCUGGCCUCCUAAUGAAAGGGCAAAAAUAACACUUCCGUCUCCACUGCAUGCCAUCACGGCUGCCAGCCAUUGCCACCAUCGCCACCACCCUGCCCUCAUCCUGGACUAGGGGCUGGAAGGAGGUCUGACCUCUAACAUGCUGAAAUUCUUACUGGCAUCUGGAUCCAGUGCGCCAUCAGAUGUGUGCACUCCCUGGCCUUGGGCGGCUCGCAGAGCAGGGCCCUCUCCCCCCCAGGGAUGCUUCUGUCCUGUUCUGAGAAGUCACUGGGGUCCUGGGAGCAGUUUCUCUCUAGGAUUGUGAUCCGUGGCUCCCUAUGAAAUCUGGGCCUCCACGGGUUGGCAUUGUGGCAUUUCAUAUUAUUCUCAGUGACUUGAAGGACUGAACCAGAAGCCUGCUCACCAAGUAUGAUGGUUGGGUGGGGCUGCUGACACUUCAGAAAUCAGGAAUAGAAUUCCCUGACAAAAUGAGGGAGAUGAACCAAUACAACGGCAUGGCAUGCGGAGGGCACCACGCCUGAGAACUAAACUACUGGUGUGGUGCAUGGGGGGGAGUGUCAGAGUGGGUCACAAUUGAAUGAGUCCAUACUGUAGAACUGGUUUCUCCUCGCUCCCUCCCUUCCUGUCUUCUUUCCAAAACUAAUGUGACUACUAGCAUAUAAUAACAAACAUAUAGCAUGGAGUUGCUGGGAAGUAAUCAGAGUCUGAGUUUUAGAAUUAAAAGGAACCUCAAAGUCAUCUAGUCCAACCCACUUAUUUUACAAUUGGGGAAAUGGGCCCAGCAAAGUCCAGUAUCACAGGCAGUGUUAGAAGCAGACCUAGAAUGCAUGCCAGAAAUAUAUGAGCUUCCCCAGGGCCCUCAGCUUUCCCUAUCCUACCUAGCAUUGGUUAGGCCUUUUGGAGCAUAAAUGAGUGCCUUUGGUCAAUACGUGUUUGGCAUAUAUGGGAAAGCUGGAGAGAAGCAACAACGUGCCAAAGGACUAGGUGAUUUGUUUUAAUUUACAAAAGAGGGAGACGAUGAGGUAACAUUCAAUAAUUACCAAGCACCUGCUACGUGACGCGUGUGCUAUACCAUCUUCAAACUUUUAACUCCUAAAUAAGGACAGAGCCGAGGGUCCUUUCUCCAUUUCUUCUGAGAAUAACAGAGGGAUAGAUUAAGUUAGACGCCAAAAAAAACUUCGCUGUGAAUAGUAGGUAAUCAUGGCACUUAGUAAGUCCUCAGUAACAGUCACCAAAUUGAAUGAAUGACUACUGAGGAAAACACUGGUGUUCCUCUACCUGAGAACAGAGGACUGGAUUACAUGACCUUUGGAGGUCAAUUCAGAGUCCUCAUUAUUACAAUGCUGUGAUUGCUCCAUCUCAGAUAUUACCAAACUGGGCCGCCUCUUCUGGAGUGUGUGUGUGUGUGUGUGUGUGUGUGUGUACACACCUCCAAAUUAGGAGGCUCUCUAUUUGGGGAGAAUUUAGACAUUGUCUCUCCUCAAAGAACUCAAGGUGCUAUUGCAAAGCCAGCUCCGAUCCUAGUUGGCACCCAGCAGUGAGAGAUUACAGGUGGUUUUCACAGCCUUGCAAGGGCUGGGUGGAAGAGGUGACCUCCAAGACAGUCAGAACUGGGUCCACGUAGCUUGCGUGUUGUCAGCCCCAUUGCUGAUGACCAGCCCUGAGCCCGGCUACAAAGCCCAGCUCCUUGUCUGCAGAGGAGCUGAGGAUAUACUGGGGUUUUAUUUCACAUUGCAAAAAUCAUUAGUGUCUAGACUGGGUUCAGCCUGCGUUCCUACACUUAUCUGAUUUCUAUAUUAGUCCUUUGGGGAACUGGACACGGCGAUCUUGGGCUCUGAACUUGUGGUGCAUGUGAAGGGCCAAAGCUUGGUCACUGUGAAAACCUCCAUAGGAAGUGAGUAUGGUUUACCAGGACUGUAGGCUGGGCCCUGUGCUAAUUUACAUACCGUGAGGGAUAGAAGAUACCCCCUUUGGGGUGCAUACUAUCAGGAAGACAAAAGUGAACUCUGAUAAAAUGAAUGAAAUGCAUAAUCUAGCACGUCACUUCAAUUGUACGGCCAAGGUUUAAAGGGGCUGAAGAAAUUGCAAGAAAAGCUAUGAGGGGAUUUGGGUGAGUGGCAUAGUGGGCAUUGCCAGUUAGGAAAAACGCCUCAGCCAGAGCAGGGAGCUAGGAAAGUCUAAGCAUGCCUGAGGAGCAGUGAGGGACUAACUUGACUGCAGGACAGGGUUCAAGUUAAACGGUUGGGCAUGAGAUUGGAAAGGCAGGUUGUGGAAGUCUUCAUAACAGCAGAAGAGUUUGGGUGUUAUUGGGUGAGUGACAGGACGCUCUGACAUCUCCUUUUGCUAAUGGUUUUACAAAGAGAAAACAGAACCUCCUUGGCUCCUCUUUCGUUCCUUUUCUUCCGCAAGGAGAAGGGUUUCCAGAGUAGAAAGGACAGACUGAGCCUCAGAGAGAUGCUCCGAAAAGCAGUCUAUUCCAAAAGAGCCUUUAGCUGCUCGGAGUAAUUCCAUCUCCUAGUGCGGGUCAGUAACAGCCCAGGGCACGGUGAGGACUUGCAGCUCAAGUUCCAGGACACUUGGAGGUGGCUUUGAAAACCCCAGGGAGAGGGACUGGCCUGCACACUGCAGCUCAGUGACGGGCAAACGGGGCUCCACAGUUUUACAAAAGGGAAGAAAUGAAGUCCAGGAAUUAUAUAGCAAUAAAUUUAAUAUUGAUUGAGGGCAAAAGUCUAGAACAAAUGGUUAAAAAGAUGGUUGGUAAGCACUUACAAAAGGAAGUGAAGAUGGGUUCAGGAAAAACAAAUCAUUUCACACUCAGCUGAUUUCCUUCUGGUGACUGGGUAGGUAGAUACAGUGCAUCUGGAGUUCAACAAAACAUCUUCUCACGAUGCUUUUGGGACAAUAUGUAGAAAUGCGGGCUGGAUAAAGAUAAAGGUAGGCAGGUUCUCAACCGGUUGAAUGACUACACACAAAAGGCCUCUGUUUUAAUGUCACUAGAUCAAAUUUGAAAAUUAUACAUAGCUGGGAGAGAAAGCCAAAAUGACAGAUCCAGAAUUCACAGAGAUGUCAAGAGGCUGGUGUAAUGGACUCAGUAUAGCAAAAUGAAAGGGACAAAUAUAAAGUCACUUAUUUGGAUUCGAAAAUGUAAUAGUACAAGUGUAGGAUGUGAGAUAUGUGGCUUAGAGGGUUUUAAGAGUAAAUGUAAGCUCAUCAUGAGCCACAAGUCAAAAGCGUGGUUUGGUUGCUACAGAAAAUAUUGUGACCUUGGGCUAUAUUAAUAAGGGUAUAAUGUCCAGAAUAAAGGAGGUGAUCAUCUUGUGCUACUCUGCAUUGGUCAGACCACAUCUGAGGCCGUCUGUUCAGUUGCAGGCAUCACGCUUCAAAGGAGAUGUCAAUAAAAGUAUAUUCAGAGAAAGAGUGGUGAGAAGAGUGAAGGGACUGGCAAAUCCCAGGAGAAAUUUGUCCACUGUCAGCAAUUUAUUACUGGGCUCAUGGGGGAAGAGGAAGCUGUAGAUUUCUUCUGUGUAUAUCUCCAAGGGCUCCAAGAUCUCAUGGGUAGA
Molecule: messenger RNA, 7675 nt
Organism: Rhinolophus ferrumequinum (greater horseshoe bat)
Lineage: Eukaryota; Metazoa; Chordata; Mammalia; Chiroptera; Rhinolophidae
Gene: NLGN3
Product: neuroligin 3
Exons: 8
Coding region: 313-2859 (848 amino acids)
Biological process (GO): synaptic vesicle endocytosis; chemical synaptic transmission; presynaptic membrane assembly
Cellular component (GO): postsynaptic specialization membrane; cell surface; synapse
Molecular function (GO): neurexin family protein binding; signaling receptor activity
Source: RefSeq, a predicted model, not a curated record